AUGAUGCGCCGCAGUUUUUUUCGGUGGGUAAAAAAAGUUGAUGUGUGUGUGAUUGGUGGUGGGCCUGCAGGUGUUGCGACGGCCUUGCGUGCGGUGGAUUAUAAUAAAAAGGCAUGUAUUAUUGAGGCAGACCGAAUUGGAGGAGCGGAUCUUUGGAAUGGUGCACUACAGUCCAAAACUUUAUGGGAAAUGGCCAAAUUUGUCCGAUUAAUGACUGGUCAAACAGCGCAUCGUUUUAUGAAGCCCCUUAAACCUCUUCCCACUAUUGAUGCCUCAAAUGCACAGGAAGCCAUUAAAAAUGCCGCCGAGUUUCGAUAUAACCAAAUACUUCAUCAACUAAGGAUUGUUGACAUUGAUGUUAUCAAUGGCCGUGGCGCAUUUGUUUCCCCUUAUUGCGUAGGCAUUCAACUUUCUUCUGGAGGUACAGAGUUGGUGGAGGCGGAUUAUUUUGUUAUUGCCUGUGGAGCUAAGCCACGGAAGCAUGCCUCUGUGAUUGCGGAUGGUCAGGUUGUUUUUACCUCAGAUGAUAUUAUGCAGAAAGCUUUUCCAAAAAGUAUUGUUAUUAUUGGAGCAGGUGUGAUUGGCUGCGAGUUUGCAUCUAUAUUUGCCAACUUUGGCAUGACAAAAGUGAAUGUCAUUGAAAAAAGCAAUCGUAUUUUACCCAUGGAGGAUGAUGAUGUGGCGGAAUUUGUUCAAAAAUUACUUGAAAGUAAAGGGGUGAACAUUCAUCAUCAUUCAGCUUUGGAGAGUAAUAAAGUGGAAAAUGGGAAAUUCCAUUAUACGCUGAGAAAUGUAAUAGACAAAUCAUUGGCUACCCACGUUGUGGAUAGUGCUUUGGUUUCUAUUGGAAGAGAGCCCCAUUUGAGUGAUUUAGGGUUGGAAACGAUUGGGGUGGAACUUAAACAAGGCAAACUUGUGAGGGAUCAAUUUAAUCGCGUGCCACCUCACAAGCAUAUUUAUGCUUGUGGAGAUGUAGCUACUAGAGUUGCUCUUGUGAAUGUUGGGGAGUUAGAGGGUCGCACUUGCAUUGACCAUAUAUAUCUUCCUCAUCCUGAAGGUGAAUUUGUUCAAAAAUUAGACAACUUAUCGACGAUUAUGUUUUUGGAUCAAGAGGUUGCUGCAGUUGGCUUGAAUGAGCAACAAUGCCGUAAACAAAAUAUAGCGUAUAAGAUGGCUCGCUAUGGUUAUGAAUUUUUGGCGCGAGCUGUAGCUAUGGGAAAUACUAGUGGAUUUGUUAAGUUAAUUGUUACAAAUGACCUUGAGAUGAAGGUUCUCGGAGUGCGAGCUAUUGGACCUCAUGCAAGUAGUGUUAUAGAGUUGGCCUCUUUAGCAAUUCAUAAUAAGGAAACACUUCAUAGCUUGGGUGAACUUCGCACGGCAUAUCCAGCUGUUUCACAAGGAUUCCAAGAAUGUGUAAAUAUGCUUCUUGGGACUUCUGUAUUAAAACCGAAUGUUUUUCCACAACUUGUUCUUCAGGAGUGGUCUCCUUUCAACUUCGAUCACGGUAGGGCGUAUCAAAAUUAA
Trypanosoma rangeli is the source of this 1524-nucleotide messenger RNA. Its product is annotated as putative dihydrolipoamide dehydrogenase. Gene Ontology annotation, cellular component: mitochondrion; oxoglutarate dehydrogenase complex. Gene Ontology annotation, molecular function: dihydrolipoyl dehydrogenase (NADH) activity; flavin adenine dinucleotide binding. The record is from RefSeq and is a predicted model, not a curated record. The coding region runs from base 1 to 1524 and encodes 507 amino acids. Lineage: Eukaryota; Euglenozoa; Kinetoplastea; Trypanosomatida; Trypanosomatidae. The transcript has a single exon.